This is a messenger RNA of Diaporthe batatas, 1355 nucleotides long. RefSeq names its product RNA-binding signal recognition particle subunit SEC65. Gene Ontology annotation, biological process: SRP-dependent cotranslational protein targeting to membrane, signal sequence recognition; SRP-dependent cotranslational protein targeting to membrane. Lineage: Eukaryota; Fungi; Ascomycota; Sordariomycetes; Diaporthales; Diaporthaceae. The transcript has a single exon. Gene Ontology annotation, cellular component: signal recognition particle, endoplasmic reticulum targeting. Gene Ontology annotation, molecular function: 7S RNA binding. Bases 176 to 1054 code for a protein of 292 amino acids. The record is from RefSeq and is a predicted model, not a curated record.
ACCUAGGUACCUAGGUACCUAGGUAGCUAGCUACCCUUGUCACUGAGCCGAACCAAGUGUGUAAAACGAAUUGUCGGGAUGGAGCCCCACCAUAGACCCUCCACGUCGACAACCAAGUCCUACGCCUCGGACUACCGCCCAACCACUCCCCCACUCCACAGACAACCAGCCCAACAUGUCGCACCCGAGAAUAGAGGAGGUGGAGGAGAGCGACGUCGAAAUGUCCGACCCCUCGGAGGGCGACAUCGACGACUUUGUCGAGUCCGACAUCAUUCGCGCGCGCACCGACAAGAAGCAGGCGCCGGCGGCAGCAGCAGCAGCAGCAUCCUCCCACCUCAUGAACCCGUCACAAAUACCCUCGCUCUCGAGAGGGCCGGGCCACGGCGACGACUUCCAGACCACGGCCAACCAAAAGGCCUACGCGGGCUUCCAGUGCCUGUACCCGCUCUACUUCGACGCCGCCCGCACGCGCGCCGAGGGCCGCCGCAUCCCCAAGGAGCUGGCCGUCGCCAACCCGCUCGCCCGCGAGAUCAUCAACGCCUGCCGCGACCUGCGCCUGCAGACCCUCUUCGAGCCCGAGAAGAUGCACCCCAAGGACUGGGCGAACCCGGGCCGCAUCAAGGUCCAGCUCAAGCCCAUCGUGCGCGACGGCCGCACAAUCCAGCCCUCCAACGCCUCCGGCGUCAAGAACAAGCACCAGCUGUACCUCCUCAUCGCCCAGCACCUGCGCAACAACCCCACCAACGACCGCAGCCAGGCCCUCUGGGAGCGCGUCCCCGGCGCACCGGCACCGGACCGGUCGAAGCCUUACCCAAAGCCUGCCGUGCCCCGCGGGUGGAAGAUCGGCGAGUUCCUGCCUUAUUACAGCCCUGCCAUGACCGGCGGCGGUGUGAGUGAGAACUUGUUCAAGGACAUGAUGAAGGAGAUGCAGGGCGGUGGUGACAUGGCGAGCCUGCUGGCUGGAGCGGGCGCCGGAGGAGGCGGCAGCGGCAAUGCGAGCGAGGACGGGGCCGGGAAGAAAAAGAAGGACAAGAAGGGCAAGGGCAAGGCAUGAGGACUCUGACGGCGAAUUGUAUCCUUACUUGGUGUCUCCGGCUUGACAAGGACUCAAAUAUGUCUGGAGCUACCGGUCGACGUGCGUCCAAGCCCCGAUCUCGGUGGGAGAAUGCUUGGGUUUGCCCAUUGUGCAGACGCAGACCACACGGGAGAGACAGGGGCCAGCACUUACGCCGUUAAAAGCAGAUAUGCGGCUGCGAAGCCUAUGGACUGGGAGCAGACAUCCCUCUAGGGGGCCCUGCUAGAUCUACAAGGGAAGAUGUUUGCCAGCAAUGAAUCAAUGCUAAAACAUAAGCUUG